Molecule: messenger RNA, 888 nt
Organism: Athalia rosae (coleseed sawfly)
Lineage: Eukaryota; Metazoa; Arthropoda; Insecta; Hymenoptera; Athaliidae
Gene: Tim10
Product: mitochondrial import inner membrane translocase subunit Tim10
Exons: 2
Coding region: 323-613 (96 amino acids)
Biological process (GO): protein insertion into mitochondrial inner membrane
Cellular component (GO): mitochondrial inner membrane
Source: RefSeq, a predicted model, not a curated record
GCGGCGGGCUUUUUUUACUUGCGGAAACAUCUACACCGUGGCACCGGUAACGAAUUAUAGCUCUGAAUUUGUUGGUACCAUUUUAGUGUCUGAACGACAUGGCAUUAACCAAGGUGGCGAAAAUCAGUAUUGGAUGGUAGGGCAGUUGUCGUAGCUGGGGGACUGUACGCAUUUGUAGUAUCAAAACGAUCCAUCGAAAGUAAGCGUUAUGAGACCAUGAAAGCAAGAGAACGUGUACAAAACUCAAAUUACGAAUAACCGGAUUGAUUACAUCGAGCAGUUGAGGUGCUAAGCAAGUUGUGUUUCAAAAUAUUCAUCAGCAAUGGCCGGUAUACCACAGCUUGACGAGGAAAAAUUGAAACUGGUUCAAGAUUUGGAGAUAGAGAUCAUGACUGACAUGUACAACCGCAUGACAUCUGCCUGCCACAGAAAGUGCAUUCCUCCGAAGUACUCUGAGCCAGAACUUGGCAAAGGUGAAUCUAUAUGUUUGGAUCGGUGCAUUGCCAAGUAUCUUGAUGUCCAUGAGAGAAUCGGCAAGAAGCUCACACAGAUUUCAAUGCAAGAUGAAGAUUUUAUGAAACGAAAAAUUGCAGAGCAGUCUAAUGCUGGCUAAUCUUACAUCUCAGAACAAUAUAUCACCCGGUCCUUUGACCUAAUAGUAGUUUCCAUAGUGACUUAAUUUCUGGGAUUUUAUAUUUAUAUAUUUGGUUUUCCAUGGCUCACUUGAACUUUGCACAUGGAUUUGCUAAUUUCUGCGCUUCAGAGUUGUGUAGUUCUCUUUCAGCAAAAACCAUAAUUUGUUUAAUCGUGACUACAGCUUUGUUAAUUACCUAGUCUAAUAAUUGAUGACACAAUGAUCAUGUUAAUAAAAAACAAAAUGUUACUGAU